Messenger RNA from Xenopus laevis (African clawed frog), 1364 nucleotides. RefSeq names its product CDC42 effector protein 2 L homeolog (gene cdc42ep2.L). Lineage: Eukaryota; Metazoa; Chordata; Amphibia; Anura; Pipidae. The record is from RefSeq and is marked provisional. Gene Ontology annotation, molecular function: small GTPase binding. Gene Ontology annotation, cellular component: plasma membrane; membrane; cytoskeleton. Gene Ontology annotation, biological process: actin cytoskeleton organization; positive regulation of pseudopodium assembly; positive regulation of actin filament polymerization.
GAGCUGCUGCGUGACUCUCACUACUGUGGAAGCCAAUACUCCGAGCCUGAGAGAGACUAGUUCGAGCCACUCCCAACAAAAACGGCAAACUCUGGAGCGAGACGUGUAGUAAUCAAUACAAGUUCUGCUGUCUGAGCCAGAUUAAUUUUCUUCUGUGAUCCAAGGAAGUAAAAACCUGCAAGGCAUAAUAUUAGUUCUACAAAAAGGCAUCCUGCUCGUGGAAUCCCACAGAUGCAAUGUGAUAAUUCUUUCUAACAGGAAUCUCAUGAGUGUCGAAAGCAAAGAGAGUGGAAAGAUGUCAGCCAAGGCCCCGAUAUACCUAAAGAGAAGUACCCGUAAAGGAAAGCUGAGAGACAUCCUGUCACCUGACAUGAUUAGCCCACCCCUUGGAGAUUUCCGGCACACUAUUCACAUCGGCAGUGGGGAAGGGGAUAUGUUUGGAGACAUUUCCUUCUUACAGGGAAAAUAUCAUCUUCUCCCUCAGUCAAUGCCUGGUUCCUCAUCUACGUCUCCUGACGGAACACCACCCACCUCCCAACCGGAUCUUCUUAAUCCACCACCCUGCCACCCGGAUCUUCUCUCACCUCUGCUGAAGAAUGCUAUUUCCCUACCUGCUAUUGGGGGACCACAGGCUCUGUCCCUUCCACAGUCUCCACCACCCAAACCCCCACGACUUCACCUGGAUGACAAAACCAAGGGUUCAUUGAGUGAAGUAGAAGGGGAUUACCCAAUAGGCGUAUCUGUGAAUAAUCGUUUCACUGCAGAAGAGAGGGAAGAACAAAUUCUUGCCCAUGCUGGAUCUAUUUUGUCUCUUCAUGUUGAUCUAGGACCAUCCAUAAUGGAUGAUGUCUUACAGAUUAUGGACAAGAGCUAAAGGGGUGCACUGGUGCAGAGUCAGACUUAUGGGUGUUGAACAAUGGGGCUUAAUUUUUUUUUUAUACUGGGAAAUAUUUUAAACACUACGUAAUUUUAAGACUGGGAUGAUGAGCAGCGUGAUGUGCUUUAUUUUACUGCUCUGUUUUACUUUUAUUUAGCAGUUUAUCAAUUUAGCACAUUGCUUUAUACAAUGCUCAGUUUGUAUAAUAUGUAUUAAGCAAGUGGAUUCAUCAUGCUGAAGUGCAAUGGCGCUGGCUAUGCUUACACUCCAUGGGACACUUUUUAAUUUACAGUGGCCACAGCAUGAUUAACAUAUAACUUCAUUCUUCAUGGGACACUGAAGCAACGACCCCCUUUCUGAAUUGCAAAAAUGCAUGACCUAAUUUUCUAGAUUACACCCGUCGCCUUAUUGACACAUUGAACUGAAUGUAAUGUUUAUUUUUAACCAAAAUAUGUUAAUCUUGCCAAAUACAGAAAGAGGACUUUAA